Molecule: messenger RNA, 937 nt
Organism: Somion occarium
Lineage: Eukaryota; Fungi; Basidiomycota; Agaricomycetes; Polyporales; Cerrenaceae
Source: the annotation of a GenBank genome assembly
CUGUCUCGCGUCAAACCCAAAUGAUCCCAGUUUCACAUAAUCCCUUCUUGUUCCUUUACUCUGCGUCCUCCUCCAUAAAAUAAUCUCUGAAUAGACCCUCGACGCGCCAAGACUACCUUUGCAACAUGUCGGAUAACGAAGGACAUUCUGCUGCUCCUCCUUCGGAAGAGGACCUUUCAUUGCCGAAAGCCACGGUGGCCAAAAUGAUCGCGGAAUUAUUGCCAAACGGUGUAACAUGUGCCAAAGACACGCGUGAUCUGAUCAUUGAGUGUUGUGUAGAAUACAUACACUUGAUUUCUUCGGAGGCCAACGAAAUAUGCGAGCAAGAUGCAAAGAAGACGAUUGCUCCAGAACAUAUCAUAUCUGCCCUCAAGCGACUAGGAUUCGAAACAUUCACAGCAGAGGUUGAGGACGUCCUCAAAGACCACAAACAACAGCAGAAGGUCAGUCUCUUAGUCAAACACAUGACAUGUGGGCUGAGAUUGUUGCAGGAACGAGAGAAGAAGGUCUCAAAGCUAGAGCUAUCAGGCCUAAGCGAGGAAGAACUGCUGAGGCAGCAGCAGGAGCUGUUCGCGCAGAGUCUCGCGAAAUACCAGUCCACCCAGCAAUGAUCUAUUGUAUUUGUACGCUUCCUCCAUUUACCACUUUCGAGGACAGUUGUUCGCCCUUCGCAUUUCCCUCCCUGUAUGACUAGCAAACCUGCAUAUAUUGUUCUAGGCCUGUUGUAAUCUAUGAUUCAUUCGUGUAGCCGCUCUCGCAAUCGUGCCAGCCUGGUGGCAGGUAAUUCGUUGUUCCAUAAUUCUGGAACUCCUGCUCCUACAGUGCUGCUUGUCAGGGACGGAAGCCCUUCUUGCUCAAUUACGAACGAAGCGGAUACAGCUCCGUACAAUGCAGCUGGAACAAGAUCCCGAAUGUCAGUCUCUAUUGAAAAAGCUGC